CUUAAAUGAACCUUAUUUGGUACUACGUGUCAGGUAGCGAACGGUCCAAAAACCUGACAUCUAAGUCCUAGAAGUUUAUCCAAAAAUGUCUUCUUUAGCAGAAGAACUUCAUCGAAUUCUGCCAAACCCCGUGGUUGACGAUGAGGAAGACGACGAAGAAGUUGAUUAUACGCCCCCGUCAGCUCUCAUCGCGAAAAAGAAACAGAUUCCAGCGUACGGACAACGAAAAGGAUGGAUUCCAAGUAGCUUGGAAGAUUUUGAAGACGGUGGAGCAUUUCCGGAAAUUCAUGUUGCUCAAUACCCACUUGGAAUGGGUCGGAAACAAAAUAGCACCUCCUCAAAGUCACUAGCUUUACAAGUCGAUGCUGAGGGUGCUAUUCAAUACGACGCAAUUGUUAAGCAAGGCUCUCAAUACAAGGACUUGGUACAGGCUUCUUUCCAAGACUUAAUUCCGUUACAAGCUCGUGUUGGUAUGAACGAGAUUGACUUGUCCAAACCUUCUGAAGAAGAAAAAGAACGCAUUGCAGAAAAGACAAAACUAGCUCUGACAAAAAUUGUUUCCGGAAAGUUAGCACAGUCGCGGCCAAAAAAUGUUGCAGUUCAGAAAAAAGAAGAACCCGUUUACAUUCGUUACACGCCCAGUAGUCAAAUGGGCAAUACCUCCGAACCAAAGCAACGCAUAAUCAAACUAGUCGAUGCACAACAGGACCCUCUUGAACCUCCCAAAUUCCGUCACAAAAAAGUUCCACGCGGUCCACCUUCGCCGCCUCCUCCCGUAUUGCAUUCGCCCCCAAGAAAGGUUACUGCAAAGGAGCAGCAAGAAUGGCAGAUUCCUCCUAGUAUUUCCAAUUGGAAAAAUCCUAAAGGAUACACCAUUCCACUCGACAAACGUCUCGCUGCUGAUGGUCGGGGAUCAAAUGAUGUUGAGAUCAGUGAUGGCUUCGCCAAGUUUUCAGAAGCUCUAUAUGUUGCCGAAAGACAGGCUCGUGAAGAAGUACACUAUCGCGCUAUAAUGCGUCAAAAAGUUGCUGAAAAAGAACGUCAAGAGAAGGAGGAACAACUUCGUCUUCUUGCGCAAAAGGCUAGGGAAGAAAGAAUGGGCGUAUUGGACGAGUCUUCACGUUCUAAGCGGUCAGCUUCUCGGAGUAGAAGUGCAUCUCCUUACCGGUCUCGCUCAUCAUCUAUUGAACCUGCAGCCAAUGAGGAAGAGGAUCCUGAGACUCGCGCGGCUGUUGCAGAACGUGAACGACUUCGUCGGGAAAGAAGAAAGGAGGUUGAACGCGAAUUGCGUCUUAAUAGGAUGGGCUCAGAACAUCGUUCUCGACUCGCGGAGCGUGAGCGACACCGCGAUGUUGCUGAGAAUAUGGCUUUGGGUGUUGAUCAACCAAAGAUUUCCCAAGAGGCGAUGAUAGAUACGCGUUUAUUCAACCAAGCUUCGGGCAUUGGCUCGGGUUUUGGAGACGAUGAUUCCUACAAUGUUUAUGAUAAACCAUGGAAAGCUGCGCCCUCUUCUUCCCUAUACCGUCCUGGAGCAACCUUGUCUCGUACUGUAGAUGCUGAUGCUGAAUUGGAACGUUUGGCUGGCGAAAAUCGGUUUAGUGAACUCGGCGAAGUGCAUAAGAAGUUUCGUGGAACAGAAAAUGUCUCACAGACUCGGUCUGGUCCUGUGAUGUUUGAAAAGGACAAGGAUCCCUUUGGCGUUGAUAAUUUUUUGAAGUCUAUGAAGUAACGAGGACUUUGUAUUUGUAUGUUUAAUAUAUGGGAAUAUUUCACAUGAUAUCUAAAGUAGUGUACUAUACGCAUCACGUUUUCUGAAUUGUAGUUGCGAGCAACUCUUAAGUUUAAUGAGGUAGUGAAUUCUGCAAAGCUGAAAAAACAAAUAUAUUAUUUUAACGAAUAUAGUUCAUACAAUGUUUUACAUUAAAUAAAGAAGAG
Molecule: messenger RNA, 1935 nt
Organism: Schizosaccharomyces japonicus yFS275
Lineage: Eukaryota; Fungi; Ascomycota; Schizosaccharomycetes; Schizosaccharomycetales; Schizosaccharomycetaceae
Product: splicing factor Prp45
Exons: 5
Coding region: 86-1729 (547 amino acids)
Biological process (GO): mRNA splicing, via spliceosome
Cellular component (GO): post-mRNA release spliceosomal complex; Prp19 complex; nucleus
Source: RefSeq, a predicted model, not a curated record